Molecule: messenger RNA, 249 nt
Organism: Lobosporangium transversale
Lineage: Eukaryota; Fungi; Mortierellomycota; Mortierellomycetes; Mortierellales; Mortierellaceae
Exons: 3
Coding region: 1-249 (82 amino acids)
Source: RefSeq, a predicted model, not a curated record
AUGGCGGAGGACCCUUCGCAACGAUUCGUCUGGCUACCGAUGCUAUCCUAUGUGCUUCUCGUUGAAGCUUCCUGGCCCUCUGUCAGUCAAUCUACCGCUUAUUCGAUUCCUUUGACGUACUCUUUAUUGUUAGCUAUUUUCAACCGUGGUCAGCAAACAUCAGCCUAUAACGAUCAAAGAGGCCGAUUAUCAUUGGAAGAACAGACCCUCAGAGGAGAUAAAGAGAAACAUGGUUUCCAAGGGGCAUAA